AUGGCUAGUGAAAAAAUAAAUGAUACUGAUCCAGGGAUACCGGCGAGUUUGGACCCCCAAAUGAGCCAAGAUGAUAUUAUAUUAAUCAUUCAGCGUGUGUUUGGUGUGGAAAGAGCUGCGAGAUCUUCAGUUUAUUCUGUGUCGGGUGUGUCUUGUAUUCUAAUACAAAGGCAGUUAAAGGAUAGCUCAUUUUUCACCUUCAUCUGUAACAGCCCACCUUUCCCAUCCUGUCCUCAGGCUGCCCUCGUCUGCCUCGCCGCCGUCGCCGCUGCCUCCCCGCAGUUCAGGGCUCCGACUCGACAGACCUUCCAGGACGAGCGUCAGGUGGCCAUCUUGAGGGACGACCGCCAGGAUUCCGGCGACGGCAACUUCAACUACAACUUUGAGGCCGAAAACGGAAUCAGCGUUUCUGGUUCGGGAGCUCCUGGAUCUGAGGGCCAGAGCAACAUGCAAGGCAGCUACAGAUUCACCCUUCCCGACGGAACCAUCGCCGAAGUGAGAUACGUCGCUGACGAAUUCGGAUUCCGUGCCGAGUCCCCCCUCAUCCCCACCCCCCACCCCCUCCCCGCCCACGCCAUCGAGCAGAUCCGAGUUGCUGAGGAACAACGGCGUCGCGGAAUCACCUUCUAAAGUGGAGACCUGUAUCAUGAUAAAAAAAAGUAUCCUAUAAUGGUACAUAUGAUCAUGUAAAUACUGUAUGCUUCAUCGUCAACAUUAAAAUCAUGCCAUAGAACGAGCAA
Molecule: messenger RNA, 740 nt
Organism: Penaeus chinensis
Lineage: Eukaryota; Metazoa; Arthropoda; Malacostraca; Decapoda; Penaeidae
Product: endocuticle structural glycoprotein SgAbd-1-like
Exons: 4
Coding region: 1-630 (209 amino acids)
Cellular component (GO): chitin-based extracellular matrix
Molecular function (GO): structural constituent of chitin-based larval cuticle
Source: RefSeq, a predicted model, not a curated record